This is a messenger RNA of Chrysoperla carnea, 2745 nucleotides long. RefSeq names its product V-type proton ATPase 116 kDa subunit a1-like. Lineage: Eukaryota; Metazoa; Arthropoda; Insecta; Neuroptera; Chrysopidae. The transcript is spliced from 11 exons. The coding region runs from base 107 to 2683 and encodes 858 amino acids. The record is from RefSeq and is a predicted model, not a curated record. Gene Ontology annotation, biological process: proton transmembrane transport; vacuolar acidification. Gene Ontology annotation, molecular function: proton-transporting ATPase activity, rotational mechanism; ATPase binding. Gene Ontology annotation, cellular component: plasma membrane; vacuolar proton-transporting V-type ATPase, V0 domain; vacuolar proton-transporting V-type ATPase complex.
AUAUUAAGUUUUUUAAAUUAGUUAUUUAUAACUAUUCUUUAGUUUUUAACUUCUCGUAAUUCAGUGAAUUAAAAAUAUAUAUGUGUAUAAAUUACCUCGAAUCACCAUGGGUAGUGUUUACGAAACAACUGCUUAUAGCCGAAUUGAAACACCAGAACAAUCUUUAACACCCGGCAAAGCAAUGGGUUCAAUGAUACGUAGUGAGGAGAUGGUCUUGUGCCAAUUAUUCAUCCAACCGGAAGCAGCUUAUUCAACUAUUUCAGAAUUGGGUGAAGCUGGAAUUGUUCAAUUUCGUGAUUUAAACGAAACAAUAAAUUCAUUUCAACGUAAAUAUGCUACAGAAGUGAAGCGUUGUGAUGAAAUGGAACGCCAAUUACGAUAUUUUGAAGCUGAAAUGAAUAAAGAUGGUGUAAAUAUUCCAGAAUUAACAGAAUUACCACGUGCUCCAAAUCCAAGGGAUAUGAUUAAUUUAGAAGCACGUUUAGAGAAAACCGAAAGUGAUAUUGUGGAAUUAAGUCAAAACGCACGUAAUUUAAAAUCAUCAUACUUGGAAUUGUGUGAAAUGCAACAUGUGUUAGAAAAAAGUCAAUUAGAACAAGAACAAAGUGGUCGUAUGCGUGGAGAGUCUGUUGUAUCAAGAACUUUAGUUGACGAAGAUUCACUUGUUAAUCGAGGCCGACUUGGUUUUGUUGCUGGCAUGGUGGAGCGUGAACGUAUACCAGCAUUUGAGCGUAUGUUAUGGCGGGUAUCUCGUGGUAAUGUUUUUCUACGACAAGUACCAUUAGAUAAACCAUUUGAAGAUCCAAUCACUGGCAAUGAACUUUAUAAAACAGUAUUUGUAGCAUUUUUCCAAGGAGAACAAUUAAAAUCGCGGGUAUUGAAAAUAUGUUCUGGUUUUCGUGCAUCAUUGUAUCCAGUACCGGAUACAGAAAAAGAACGUUCAACCAUGUUACAAGAUAUCAAAACACGUAUACAAGAUUUAGCCACGGUAUUAAAUCAAACACAAGAUCAUCGUUCACGUGUAUUGGUAUCCGUAUCAAAAGAACUGCAAACCUGGACGGUUAUGGUGCGUAAGAUGAAGGCGAUUUAUCAUACAUUAAAUAUGUUUAAUGAUGAUGUUACAAAAAAGUGUUUGAUUGGAGAAUGUUGGGCUCCAGUAAAUGAUUUACCAACUGUGCAAGAAGCUUUACGCAUUGGAUCUAACACUUCGGGGUGUUCAAUUGCUUCAUUUUUAAAUAUUAUUAAUACAAGUGAAAUUCCUCCAACGUUUCAUCGCACCAAUCGUUUUACCAAAGGUUUCCAAAAUAUUAUUGAUGCAUAUGGAAUUGCAUCAUAUCGGGAAGCUAAUCCAGCUUUAUACUCAAUAAUUACAUUUCCAUUUUUAUUCGCUGUUAUGUUUGGUGAUUUGGGUCAUGGUUUAAUAAUGUUCCUAUUUGCAUUAUUUAUGGUUCUACGUGAGGACUACUUUUUGAAAAAAAAAUCCACUAAUGAAAUAUGGAAUAUAUACUUUGCUGGGCGUUAUAUAAUAUUAUUAAUGGGUGCAUUCUCAAUGUAUACGGGCUUUGUGUACAAUGAUAUUUUCGCAAAAUCAAUGAAUAUUUUUGGUUCAAGAUGGCAAAAUUAUUUUAGUGCAACAGAAAUAUUAAAUAACACUGGAUCAGGCGGUAUAACGUUUUACCCAGAUUUUGCGUACAAAGGUACACCAUAUGUGUAUGGUAUAGAUCCUGUUUGGCAAUUGGCUGAUAACAAAUUAAUAUUUUCUAAUUCGUAUAAAAUGAAAAUGGCUAUAAUUAUUGCUAUUGUUCAUAUGUUGUUUGGUAUCUGUAUGACAUUGGUUAAUAUUGUGCAUUUCAAAAGAUGGUCUGAAAUUUUGGUAGAAUUUAUACCGCACGUAGUAUUUUUAUCCUGCCUAAUUUUAUAUUUAGUUUUUAUGAUCUUUUUUAAAUGGUUUAAAUACAGUGUUUUUAAUGAACAAAUAAACGGUGCUGGAUGUGCUCCAUCAAUUUUAAUUUUAUUCAUUGGGAUGUUUUUACAAAGUCCGCCAGACGUUUCCGAGGGUUGCGGUGAUGGUUACAUGUAUGCAAACCAAAAGUAUUUUCAAUACGUUAUACUUGCACUCGCAUUAAUUAGUGUUCCAAUUAUGUUAUGUGGAAAGCCCUUAAUUAUUAUGCACAGAAGAAAAAAUGCUCAAAAGUACAAUCGACAUGAAAAUGGUAUCGAGUUAACAUCAACAGCUUUAAAUUCUCAGGAUAGUUCUGCACCAGCGGCAUCAGCUGGCGGAGCGCAUGGUCAUGACGAUUUACCAAUGGCUGAAGUAUGGAUUAAUCAAGGCAUUCACACAAUUGAAUUUUGUUUGAAUGCAAUUUCGCAUACAGCAUCAUAUUUACGUUUGUGGGCGUUAUCGUUGGCACAUGCACAAUUGUCGGAAGUAUUAUGGACCAUGGUAUUAUCAAUGGGAUUGAAAGGAGAAUUAUAUACCGGAGCUGUGGUCUUAUAUUUUAUAUUUGCUGCUUGGGCAUUCUUUAGUUUAGCUAUACUCGUUGUGAUGGAAGGUUUAUCAGCAUUUUUACAUACUUUACGUUUACAUUGGGUGGAAUUUAUGAGUAAAUUUUACGCAGGUGAAGGCUACGCAUUUGAACCAUUUAAAUUUACGACUCUGUUGAAUGAAACUGAAGAAGAAUAAUAUAAAUUUAUUUUUUGUAAUUGUUCGACAGUGGCAUGUCUUCAUGAACAAAAUAUGUACUU